This is a messenger RNA of Bursaphelenchus okinawaensis, 2923 nucleotides long. Lineage: Eukaryota; Metazoa; Nematoda; Chromadorea; Rhabditida; Aphelenchoididae. The record is from the annotation of a GenBank genome assembly.
AUGAAAGAUCGGUUGGGAGCCUUAAAAGCGGUAAGCUUUCUUAAAACGUUAUUCAAAUUACUAUAGCUACAAAACAUACGAUAAACCAAAAAAAAAAACUACAAAAUUUUUGACCAAAUAUUAAAAAUUAACCAAACACCUUGUAGGCCCAGAACCAAGGCGAUGAAGACCACGAGGACGAUGCCAGCACGUUGGAUGCGGCUCAAGGCCAGUUCAUGGAAGAAUUCUUCGAACAGGUGGAAGAAAUCAAAGGCAGUAUCGACCUCAUCGCUUCAAAUGUCGAGGAAGUCAAGAAAAAGCAUUCCGCGAUCCUGUCAAAUCCCGUCAAUGAUCCGAGUAAGUGGAUUCAGAAGUUUAAGUGAUUGCAAUUUUAGAGACAAAAGAAGAGCUGGAUGAGCUUAUGGCAGAGAUCAAGAAAACGGCCAACAAAGUGCGGAGGAAACUAAAACGUGAGUGCUGAAUUCUGAAUUUACAUUUCCCACAAAUUCAAGAAAACUUUUUGAAAUUAAUUCAAAAAAUCAAUUUUUUAAAUCUGACAAUUCUGUAGACUCUCUUCUAGAAUUGUGGACAAUAUAUACUAACAAAAUUUCAGUGAUAGAAAACAGCAUAGAACACGAUGAAAGUGGCGGAACCUCCGGUGCAGAUCUUCGAAUCCGCAAAACGCAACACUCAACAUUAUCAAGGAAGUUCGUCGAGGUAAUGACAGACUACAACAAGACACAGACAGACUACAGAGAACGAUGUAAAGGCCGAAUCCAACGACAACUUGAUAUCGGUAAGUUUGUGAAACGUUUAAAAAUAAAUUUUCAGAAAUAUUUUCCUACAUUGAUACCAGACAGACAUAGGAAUAUACAGUGGCGGCAAGAAAAAAUGGGACACGACGGUUUUAAGUAUAACUUUCUUGAAACUAAAAGAGUAAGGCUUAAAAUUUUUGUGAUUUUACAAUAUUCUUUUCGGCAACGAAAUUGCAAAAAAAAUGUUUUUUCUUGUUGAUUCAAAAAAGUUACAGUAAUUCUACCGUACUCUGUACUUCCAAAGUAUUUGCAUAAAUUUUUUUAAAAAAAUUGAAGAUGUACGUUUUAUAGAGCAUAAAAAGUUGUACAAGACCAGAAAGUUUUAACAUUGUAUCUCCAAUGGUAAAAGAGUUACAGAUUUUUAAAAUUUAAAAAAACCUCCGAUUUUUCAAGCGGAAUCGAACUUUUUUGGUUUUUGAACAUUUUUAAAUGCCCUUAGCUCAUUAACAAAAAACAAUUGAAAGAUAAAACUUUCUGAACUUGUACAACUUUUUAUGCUCUAUAAAACGUGCAUCUUCAAUUUUUUUAAAAAAAAUUUAUGCAAAUACUUUGGAAGUACAGGGUACGGUAAAAUUACUGUAACUUUUUUGAAUCAACAAGAAAAAACAUUUUUUUGCAAUUUGAAUGUCAAAAAAAUAUUGUAAAAUCACAAAAAUUUUAAGCCUUACUCUUUUAGUUUCAAGAAAGUUAUACUUAAAACCGUCGUGUCUCAUUUUUUCUUGCCGCCACUGUAGUUCUCUUAUCAUAAAUGUGAUAAAGUAACUCAAAUGCUCGAAACUAAAAGUUUUUUAACAAAGAUUUGUAUUUUAGCGGGUAAACAAGUAGGAGAUGAAGACCUGGAAGAAAUGAUUGAAUCAGGAACGCCAGGAGUAUUCACACAAGGCAUCAUAACAGAUACGCAGCAAGCGAAACAGACGUUAGCUGACAUCGAAGCUCGACACAACGAUAUCAUGAAGUUGGAGUCAAGCAUACGAGAGCUGCAUGACAUGUUCAUGGACAUGGCCAUGUUAGUUGAAUCACAGGUACGCAAUAUUAAACUUUAUAGUUAAACCAAACAUAGUAUAACCUUAUAUACUAAGAGUAGCCAUCCUACAAACCCAAAUAAUACCUUACAUCUGCCGUAUAUAACCCAUUAAAGCUAACUAGAAAUACAAAUUACCAAUACUGUUACAACACCUUCAUAUCUUACCGUAAUAUUAUUCCAGGGAGAGAUGGUAGACCGAAUAGAAUACAACGUAGAACACGCUAAAGAAUUCGUAGAUCGUGCCGUAGCAGACACAAAAAAGGCCGUCCAGUAUCAAAGCAAAGCCCGCAAGGUAUGUUCGAAGAUGUUUCGUAAAAUGUACGUAGUAACGCUGUCGUACGCUUUUGUUUCGUUGCCUUUUGUGUUUUAAUCCGCUUCUUCUGUAGAAGAAGAUCAUCUGCAUCAUAAUCAUGGUGGUGUUGAUUGUGGCUAUUAUACUCGGUGUUAUUGUGUAUGUGUCGGUGAAUACGGCGGUAGCUGGUGGUGGUAGAAGUAAUAACACGCCCAAAAAGGAUGAGACGAUAGACUCUGAGACUUUCGAGCAAUAACAGAAGCAACAUACAGAAGCUUGAUAUUAACGUACAAUGUGUAAAAACAUUGUUACUAAUAUACGCCAUCUUCAACACUAACACAACUAAUAUUAUUAUUAUUUAAAACAUUAACCAUGCUAUAGCAAUAACACAUGGUCUUUCCGGUGCAUUUGUAAUCAUAUCGUGUUGUACCAUCAUAUUUGUCAUCUUGUACAUAUCAUCAGAUUUUCUAUUAUAUUAUUGUACAUUUAAAUCGUUUGUAGUCGUGCAAACCCCGAGUAGUAUUUUAUUUUGUAAUAGUUAUAUAUAUUCUCGUAGUAGUUUUUUCACAAUGAAGUAACGACCAUUAAUUGUAACAUACCAAACCGACGUAAGUUAAGCCAAAUUUUAUAGUCGUAUAUCAUGCAGUAGUUGUGGUAGUAAUAUCGUAUAGUGGUUGUACAUAUCGUAUGGUAAAAGAGCAAUUGAAUAAAUUUUUACGCGUUUAGAAGAAGAUCAUGAUCCUCAUUUGUGUGGUAAUCUUGAUCGCCAUAGUGGGAAUAAUGGUACUCAACUACAUUCCAAUGCCCUUUUAG